Messenger RNA from Drosophila willistoni, 1601 nucleotides. RefSeq names its product mitochondrial coenzyme A transporter SLC25A42 (gene DPCoAC). Lineage: Eukaryota; Metazoa; Arthropoda; Insecta; Diptera; Drosophilidae. Gene Ontology annotation, biological process: transmembrane transport. The record is from RefSeq and is a predicted model, not a curated record. The coding region runs from base 229 to 1365 and encodes 378 amino acids. The transcript is spliced from 6 exons.
GACAUUAUCGGAAAUGUAAAUGUUUAUGGAAGAUCGCGCGGAAAAUGUGUACUAAUACUUUAGCAAUAAAGUUGUGAAAUGAACAAUUACAAUAAAUAAAUUGCAGCACGAACUCCACACAAUUGUCACCAUCGCGUAGAACGUGACAUUUGCAUUGUAAAUAGAGAAUAAGGGUGGAAUGCGAUAAGCAAACGAAAAUCUGUGUUAACAAAAACAAAAGAGUCUGCCAUGAGCCGUCUUCUGGAAAAGCCGAACAUUGCCAUGUCCAUUACAGCAACGGGUAGUCAAUUAUCAAGCACUGUCGCAUCCGCAUCCGCAACGGGGAACAGAGGCACAGAGGAUGUCGAGGAUGAGGAUGGCACAAGUAUGACAUCAUCAUCAGCAUCAGCAUUAACGACAACCACAAUUCCCGCCAAAGUCAAUCAGCAUUCAAGCAGCAUUAAGACUACAGAGAUGCGUAAACAUAUCGAUGAGGUGCUUAUAAGUCUGAUAGCUGGAGCAGCAGCGGGUGCUCUGGCCAAGACCACAAUUGCCCCGCUGGAUCGCACAAAGAUCAAUUUUCAGAUACGUAAAGAUGUCCCCUUCUCAUUUCGCGCCUCACUGCAGUACCUGGAACAGACCUACACCAAGGAGGGUGUCCUGGCUCUGUGGCGUGGCAAUUCGGCCACAAUGGCCAGAAUUGUACCCUAUGCGGCCAUACAGUUCACUGCCCACGAGCAAUGGCGUCGUAUACUUCAGGUGGAUACAAAUGGCACAGACACGAAAGUUCGGCGUUUUGUGGCUGGUUCACUGGCUGGCAUUACCUCACAGUCAUUGACGUAUCCUUUGGAUUUGGCCCGAGCUCGUAUGGCUGUCACGGAUCGAUAUACUGGCUACCGCACAUUACGUCAGGUUUUCGCCAAAAUCUGGGUGGAGGAGGGACCACGGACUCUGUAUCGUGGUUAUUGGGCCACCGUAUUGGGUGUCAUACCCUAUGCGGGCACCUCUUUCUUUACAUAUGAAACACUCAAAAGGGAAUACCAUGAAAUGGUUGGCAAUAAUAAACCAAAUACUCUAGUCUCGUUGGCAUUUGGUGCUGCAGCCGGGGCAGCCGGACAGACGGCCAGCUAUCCGUUGGACAUUGUGCGUCGACGCAUGCAAACGAUGCGUGUGAAUACGGCUGCCAAUGAGCGUUGUCCCACCAUUCUGGAGACGCUCACCAAGAUCUAUCGCGAGGAGGGCAUCAAGAAUGGCUUCUAUAAGGGCUUGAGCAUGAAUUGGAUCAAAGGACCGAUUGCUGUGGGAAUUAGUUUCUCGGCAUAUGAUCUGAUCAAGGCUUGGCUUAGGGAACUAUCUCAUUUGAAACGUGGACGGGUUCAGGAAUAGCAUUUUACUAUAAACAUUUGCCAACACAAAAAACACCAAAAGAAAACGCAGCAUCAACCAUCAUGCUAUAUAAUUGUUAGAUAUUUUUUAGUUGUUAAUUGUGAAGUGAUUUGGAGGAGUUGAAAAUAGACAUAAACGCUUAACUUUGUUAUUACAUAAUCUGCUUUAAGCUGAAAGUAUACACAGAGCAAACGAAAAAAACAAAAAAAAAAAACAAAAUAAAACAAUCAAAUUAA